AUGCUGUCUUGGAGCUCAAUCCGAUCGGCCCUCAUCUUCUUCGGGCCCAUGCUCCUCCCUCGAAUCAUCGCCUUUUACCGCAGUCUCCGAGCACCAAACAACGCACAACGCAUACCCGUACCGCCAGAAGCAUCUCGUGCCCUGAACCUCGUCUUCGCCAGCGCCGUCGUCUCGCUUCUGUUCACCCUCCCAUACCUUACACCCGUCAACAUCUUCUCAAAAACUGGCUCGCGACUACAGACUCCGACACCGGUUCUGUUCAACAGACUAGCCUCGGCCUCUCCUCAACACGAGACACUACGCCAAAUCUUUACCGACGGGGGACUGGAAGCAAGACUACAAUACCUCCGCUUUGGCCCUAAUGUCCUGUGCAACUGCCCCUUGGUCGACGACCCCAAGGCCCAGAAUGCUGGCCUCAACUACCUGAUCUGCACUCUACCUUCGCUGCUCAAGACCCACCUGAUGCAUCUGCUCUUCCUCGGCCUCGCUACCUCUUCUCUCAUCGGCGGCACGCUCUCUGCUCGUUGGAGAACCGCUGCCAUACUCUCAGCCGUUGCAGUCAUGGUCGUAGACUUCGCUUCUGUCUUUAAUUACGAUCACCAACGCAAUGCCCGCGCCGCUACCUUCUCUGACGUCGAGAACUUCUUCUGGACGAGGAAUUUGGUCUCUCAUCUCGCCAUCUGCAUCACCGAUGCUGCUAUAGGCGCUUUGAUCUGGGCUUCUGCCACCAACCGUGCUUUCGUGAUCCCGCCUUCUCCGGCUGUCAUCCUCGAGUCACAAACCAGAGUACUGGAAAAGUCGCUUGCAAAGUUCAGAUCACUCGGUGCUGUCAGGAACGUGGUCAUGAGGGAGUCGGGCUUCAGAACAAAGGUGGGCGAGUACUGGAGGAAGGAAGGAGAGAUUAUGCAUGAAGUUUUGGAAGAAAGAGAUGUGGUGGAAGCUGUCAAUGAGGUUCUGGCCAAGAUGGACGUGGAUGGUGUUACAAAGGGUGCGGAUGAACAUUCGUCAGAGUAUUGGUGA
Messenger RNA from Aureobasidium namibiae CBS 147.97, 1020 nucleotides. RefSeq lists its product as uncharacterized. The record is from RefSeq and is a predicted model, not a curated record. NCBI's taxonomy places the organism in Eukaryota, Fungi, Ascomycota, Dothideomycetes, Dothideales, Saccotheciaceae. The transcript has 3 exons. Bases 1 to 1020 code for a protein of 339 amino acids.